Phytophthora nicotianae INRA-310 is the source of this 684-nucleotide messenger RNA. RefSeq lists its product as hypothetical. The coding region runs from base 1 to 684 and encodes 227 amino acids. The transcript is spliced from 2 exons. NCBI's taxonomy places the organism in Eukaryota, Oomycota, Peronosporomycetes, Peronosporales, Peronosporaceae. The record is from RefSeq and is a predicted model, not a curated record.
AUGUCAUCUAGGAAAACCGGACGAUCGGGGGGAACACGCAAAACCUCGGAUUUCAAGGCAGCGACAACGACUAUAAGUGACAAGGGCAAUAACAAGCGAUCACGAGCUCCUGAAACCGACAAAGCACUGCGUAAGAAACCCAAGAAGCCCACGAAGAAAAAAUCGAAACGGUCUGAUAUUGUGGAGAUAUUGAAGAAAGUAGAGACUGGCGAGAAUGUGAAGAACGUGGAGACUGGCAAGAAAAUGAAGUUCAUGGAGAAUGGCGAGGAAGUGGAUAGUAACAAGAAAGUGGAGAGCGCGGAAGGUGGCGAGAUAGUGGAGAGUGUGGAGGCGUCGAAGAAUGUGAAGAGUGGUCAUAGUGUGGAGGGGUCAGAGCGUGGUGAGAAUGGGGAGAGUGAAGUGGAGAAGCAAGCGUCGAAGAGUAAAGUGGGGAGUGUGGAUAGUGUGAAGAGUGCCGAGAAUGUAGAGAACACGGACACAGUCGAAAGUGUGGGAAGUACAGAGUACGUGGAGGGCGUGGAUACAAUGGCUAGCAGCGAAGGAGAUUUCGAUGGGUACAAGCCACGCAAGCGAGCUAGCCAGCAUAUCGCUGAGCUUGAUACUAUGGCAGUGCAGCAAGAAAAAAAUUGUGACUAUCGUCGCCCCAUUUCCCAAAGUACCGAUCAAGUCGUGGACCGAGUUUGA